This is a messenger RNA of Cantharellus anzutake, 1000 nucleotides long. Its product is annotated as kinase-like domain-containing protein. The coding region runs from base 245 to 787 and encodes 180 amino acids. Gene Ontology annotation, biological process: protein phosphorylation. NCBI's taxonomy places the organism in Eukaryota, Fungi, Basidiomycota, Agaricomycetes, Cantharellales, Hydnaceae. The transcript is spliced from 4 exons. The record is from RefSeq and is a predicted model, not a curated record. Gene Ontology annotation, molecular function: protein kinase activity; ATP binding.
UGGGAAAGGGGUAUUACUGCAUCGCCGAAACGGGCUGUUAUAACUUACUGUGUCGUUUUACGACCUCAUGAUGCAACACACAUCUCUACACGACACAUCAUGGUUUUCGGAUCUCGCACAACGCUUAGCAUUGGAAGCUGACAUCCAACCUUUCAAUCCCGGCCAAAUGACGCACGCUAUUGUGAGUCGCCCUCAUGUCUUGUUUGACUCCCGCUGAGAUAUCUCGGAUCAGAGUGAAGGGCAGAUGGAAGUCUUAUACGAGGUCUACUCCUUGAAAUCAGCUGAGGUGGACCAUUUUGUUCAGCGAGUUGGACAACAACUGCGCAUUUUAACCAACUUGAAGCAUGACAAUAUCUUGGAGUUUCUGGGAUGGAUAUCACCGGAAGAUGAAGGUCCGCUUCGUGUGAUCGCCGUCUCAUCGAAAUGCGAGGGUGGCGAGAUCAUGACUUUUCUCCGGGCACUCGACCUGAAGGAUGAAAAUCGGCGACAAUUGGUUUUGGGUGUUUCUCAGGGCCUGGCCUACCUUCAUUCUGAGGACGUAGUUCAUGGUAACCUUAAUCCUGGGAAAAUUUUCGUUGAUUGGAAUUCUGGGCAUCCUGUCGCUAAGAUCGGCGGGUUUGACCUGUGCUAUCUUUUGAGCGAAACACCUAUCCAUCCCAAGCCAGAAUACAGGACAUCCAGGAUUGUACGUUACACUGCACCCGAGGUGCUAACAGGACACAAGGCCGAGUGCGAUAUGGGCGGUGAUGUUUGGUCCUUUGCAUGCAUAUCGCUGGAGGUAGUCUGAUUUCUUCUUAUCAUGCGACUUGAUGUCUGAUCCUUCCCAGAUACUUCGCGGGAAGCCGCCUUACGAGACUACUAGGGACGAUUUUCUUAUCCCACACAUAGCCAUGAAACAUGUUUCUCCAUAUGAGUGGGCGGACUCAAAUGAUUUCGAGCGAGUCCUGAUGGGUUGUCUGGAUUAUGAACCCAGUAGACGACCUCCAAUCCACGAAGUUGA